Molecule: messenger RNA, 333 nt
Organism: Ostertagia ostertagi
Lineage: Eukaryota; Metazoa; Nematoda; Chromadorea; Rhabditida; Trichostrongylidae
Source: the annotation of a GenBank genome assembly
AUGUUUCACCUGGCAACCGUUUGCCUGCUUCUUCUCGUCUUCGUUUUUCUCAUACCAGCAUGGAUUUUCACAAAUAUUGAACCAGAUUGGACCUACCUUGACGCGUUCUACUAUUGCUUCGUCUCUUUAACGACGAUAGGCUUAGGCGAUUACGAACCAGGUGACAGUCCCGAUCAAGAGUACAGAGGUGUCUACAAAGUUAUUGCGACCGUGUACUUACUGGUCGGUUUAUGCUGCAUGAUGCUGUUUCUUGCUACGUUAUAUGAAGUGCCUCAAUUUGAUUUGACGCGCUUUUUCUUGAAGACGGAGGAGGAGACAAGGAUAGUCGAUGAG